Messenger RNA from Drosophila kikkawai, 1591 nucleotides. RefSeq names its product MKRN2 opposite strand protein. The record is from RefSeq and is a predicted model, not a curated record. NCBI's taxonomy places the organism in Eukaryota, Metazoa, Arthropoda, Insecta, Diptera, Drosophilidae.
CUCUCCCACUUUAAAUGUUUUUCAUCUCGCAACAAGCAACAAGUUAAAAGCGAAUUACUGUCGGGUUUUGAGUGAAUUUUAUGGAUUUAUUAAUGUUUUUGUGUGCGAGCUAGGUGUGAAAUUGUGUUAGUUACUGUGUUAGUCAAAGGGAUUACCAAAUACAACGGAUUUCAACAGCGUUGACGCCAUAAUUAGCCUGAUUUAAUCAGGUCAAAGCAUCAAAGCGGCCAAAGAGAUAAAGUGCGGCUAAAAGUGAAAACGCAAUCAAAGCGACCGUAUUUCAGAGAGAGCAACCAUACCCCAAACUUAUAGAAACGGGUCCAAAGAAUUGGCCUGGCCGAAAACCGCAAGCACCAAAAGACAGGAGGCCGCAGGGACGAGCACCAGAACGAUGUAGAUGGGAUGGCGUUGAGGCGAGUGGUACUAUAGACAAAGUGUAUCAAUUAUAAUACGGGCGCCAGGAGCGUGCGAGCCAAAGAGAGGGAGAGGGAAGGCAAAAGAAGUGUGAGACCAGGAGUCAGGAUCUAGGAAACAGGAUCCAGGAGUUGGACCCAUUGCACUAGGAAAAAUUCCUAUUUCUGGUAAUCCAUUCGGUAGAAUUUAAAAACAACCACACGGCGCCAUGUUGGCAACGACAAGUACAGCCACAAUUACCUCGGAUCCGGGCAUUCUCUGUUUUCAUCACUGCUACGUAAAAGUUUUUUGCUUCACUUUGCCGCACAUUUGUCCCCAUUGCAAUGAGCCACUGGACGCGGAUGUGGAUGUGGACGUCAAUGCGGAUGCGGAUGAUAGUGCAAGUGCGAGUGCGAGAGCGGAUGCGGAUCUAAAAGCGGAACUAGACAGGAGCGAACAGAAGCCACGCCUCCUGCUCCUGCCCUUCCGUCUGCCAUAUCCCUUUGUGCGGGCCACACAGCAUCCGUGCGCCAUUGUCUUGCGUCCCUCCACUGGCGAUUUUCUCAACGAUUACAGCAACGCCACCGAUUUGCAUAUCGCAGUGACCACAUCCGGCGGCGACAUCGUGGAGUUCGAUCGCAUUGGUCUGCGGCGGCAUCGCCGUGAUGAUAAUCCGCCGGAGUGGCGGCAGUCCCUGCUGGUUGGGGAUGUCCCAGAACCGUGGCACGACUUUUGGGACGAGGUGCUGCAGCAGAUUUGCGCCCAGACUGUUCGAUGGUCCAUUGCCAGUUACGCGGAGGAGACCCACAACUGUUAUGCAUUCGUUCUGGCCUUUCUGCAGGCUCUGGGCCAUGCUCCGCUGAGUGAGGCGGCCAGGAGCAAGACCACCUUCUGUGAACAGUGCAUCGUUCCGAGGACAACGACAGCGGGAAAGUAUAUCUCGCUAUAUCGCAAACUCCGUCGGAGCGGCAUCUACGUCCAUCGCCAGCAGCCGAGGCAUCGGAAUAAGCCUAAGGGCCCAGCAUCCGCCGUCUUGAAUCCUUCUAGUUCCUAUGCCCAUUCUUCAGAUAGCUGCGAUGGUGUCGGCAGCAGCAGAAGCGGCAAUCAGAAGUUACCCGCAAAAGGAUACUCAAGCGGCAGUGCCGCAGGAAUCACAGGAUCUCGCCCUCGUCCCACACUCUGCACCAUCGAGGAGUAA